CGGACACACUCAUUGCCUCACUGUUCAUCCUCGUUGAACACGCUCAUUUCUCCGUUGUCGCAUGCUAUGAAGUUACCCCCAGAGAUUCUCAUACAUGUUCUCAAGCAUCUGCACUCCCCACGCGACCUGUACCACUCUACGUUGGUGUCUCGGAGCUGGUGCGAGUGCUCGGUGGAGUUGUUAUGGCACAGACCAAAUUUUACCAAGCUGUCGACGCUGGUCAAGAUGAUGCGCAUCCUGGCUCGCGAGGAUCAGACGUUCCUAUACGCACGGUUCAUACGACGCCUCAACUUCUCUUACUUGGGCGCCGACCUCACAGACUCCCUGUUCUCCCGGCUCGCGCAGUGCGUGAGGCUGGAGCGUCUCACCCUCCUGAAUUGCAGCAACAUCUCGGACGGUGCACUCGCAAGAGUACUGCCAUGCUGCCCCAAUCUCGUCGCGCUGGAUCUCACAGGAGUUGCGGAGGCGACAGACAGAGCCGUCGUCGCACUUGCGUCCUCUACGAAGCGAUUACAGGGUAUCAACCUCGGUGGGUGCAAGAAGCUUACGGACAAGGCGAUUCAAGCACUAGCUGCCAACUGCCCCCUCCUCCGAAGAGUCAAGCUUGGUGGGCUCGAACUGAUCACAGACGAGGCGGUGUCUGCGCUUGCCAAAUCAUGUCCUCUGCUUCUCGAGAUCGAUCUUACACAUUGCAAACAGAUCACAGACGUGUCUGUGCGCGACCUCUGGACGUUCUCAACCAACAUGCGGGAAAUGCGGUUGUCUCACUGCUCAGAACUCACCGACGCCGCGUUUCCAGCCCCACCGAAGAGCGAUGUUUCUAUCGAUGGUCCCAAUCCAUUCCCCACCUCCAAUACGUUUCUCGGCGACAGGCUGCCGCCCUUGCGCAUCACACGCCGCUUCGACCACCUACGCCUCCUUGAUCUCACAGCCUGUUCGGCAAUUACCGACGAAGCAAUCGAGGGCAUCGUCUCCGUUGCACCGAAGAUUCGAAACCUUGUUUUGGCGAAGUGCUCGCACAUCACGGACCAUGCGGUGGAGUGCAUUUGCGCUCUGGGCAAAAACCUGCACUACCUGCAUCUUGGACACGCGAGUAACAUUACCGACCGCUCGGUGCGCACCCUGGCCCGCUCGUGUACCAGGCUUCGAUAUAUCGACCUCGCUAACUGUUUGCAACUCACGGAUAUGUCCGUGUUUGAGCUAUCUGCACUGCCGAAGCUCCGCCGUAUUGGUCUGGUACGCGUAAGCAAUCUCACAGACCAAGCCAUAUAUGCGCUCGGUGAAGGGAACUCCACUUUGGAACGCAUACAUCUGUCGUACUGUGACCAGAUUACAGUCUUGGCUGUACACUUCCUCCUCCAGAAGCUACCGAAACUCACUCACCUCAGCCUUACUGGUAUACCAGCCUUUCGACGCACCGAGCUGCAGCAGUUCUGCCGUGAGCCUCCCCCGGAAUUUAACUCCACACAACGAUCGACGUUUUGUGUAUACUCUGGCAAGGGCGUCUCGGACUUGCGGAACUAUUUGUCAGAUUUAUACAAUGCCAUCACGGACGACAACGCACAGCAGAGCGGAACCGAAUACGAAUACGAAUCGGAGGACACGUAUCGCGUACCGUAUGCCACCGCCAUGGACGUCAUUGAUGAUGGAGACGAUGAGCAGGAUGAAGAUGAAGACAUGGAGGUGACACCGGUGGUACGCCAGAACGGCACAAACGGUCAUCACGCAAUACGAGAACCGGUACAACAGUACAUCCCGAUUGAUGUCCAGGCAACACCACAGUUUGCCACACGAGAGCUCUACAUCACAAGAGAGCGCGUCAACUUGCCAACUUCUCGCGGAAGCUCAGGACACGCCUCGCCCACAGGUGCAGCAUCCAUUCCUGGCCCAUCUCGUCGCGGGCGCGGAUUCGGUCAUCAACCCAUCGUGGAAAUCUCAACUUCCCCAGCGCCGAGCGAUGCAGCGUCGAAUCGGAGUGGCGGGACGAAUCACUCGACUGGUACAGGCUUCUUUCGAAACUACGUCGAGGCGGCGAACUCCACUAGGGUAGGGGUGAUCACUCCUGACCUGGUGUUUGCGGAGAUCGGUCAUGGACGUGGGAUGGGUCCUACUCCCGGGACCAAUGGCCAAUUUUCUCCUCGUCGCGAACAGCCGAUAGUCGUCCCCACGAGCCCGCCAUCGCUCGCCACGCGGUUUUCUGGCGUACCAAACGGCGGUUCUUCAUCGCACAUGCCCAUCGUGGAAGACGACCACCGCGUCAACGGCAUCAAUGGCGCUAACGGCUACCCCGUGCUGAACGACUCGUCGAAUUCGUACCAGCGCACGCCGCCACGCACAGAGUCGAGCUCGUCGUGGACGCAGAUCCAACACGAGGAAGCGCAGCCGCUCCCGUCCUCGCCAACGACGCGGGAGCUGCACGACUCGGUCCAGUCUGCGCUCGGCGGCCAGCGGGCGUACGUCGACGGCCGCGAGGUGGACGCCAGGGGCAGGAGCGUGAAGCGCAGCCUGCGUAGCACGAUCAACGCCGCGGAGCACUAUGCGAGUUCCUUCCUCUUUGGACGCGGGUCGAACGUAAGCCUGAAUGAGGGCCCGUCGGCACCGCCGCCCCGCCGUGACUCCGUAGACUAACACUGACAUUGGUUUCUUGUUGUUGUGAGCAGUAGAUGCAUCUGGUUGGAGCAAUCCUUCGUUCCGAGUUUUGAGUUUGGCUCGGUGUAAAUAAUAAUUAAUUUGCGGUGCUUCCUCUUCCUCCACUGUCUACAUACCCAUGAACUCCUAUAAUAUCAUUGACCAGUGUACUACAGUU
This is a messenger RNA of Phanerochaete carnosa HHB-10118-sp, 2806 nucleotides long. RefSeq lists its product as uncharacterized. NCBI's taxonomy places the organism in Eukaryota, Fungi, Basidiomycota, Agaricomycetes, Polyporales, Phanerochaetaceae. The record is from RefSeq and is a predicted model, not a curated record. Gene Ontology annotation, biological process: SCF-dependent proteasomal ubiquitin-dependent protein catabolic process. The annotation marks the transcript as partial. Gene Ontology annotation, molecular function: protein binding. The transcript is spliced from 3 exons. Gene Ontology annotation, cellular component: SCF ubiquitin ligase complex.